AUGUCUAGUAACUUUAAAUUGGUGUUGGUUGGACCAGGUGGAGUUGGAAAGAGUUGUUUGACAAUUCAAUAUAUUGCUCAGAGAUUCGUUGAUGAGUACGACCCAACAUUAGAGGACAGUUAUAGGAAACAGGCUACAGUCGAUGGAGAUGAAUGUAUACUAGACAUAUAUGACACAGCUGGACAAGAAGACUUUAGUGCCGUUAGAGAUCAAUAUAUGCGUGCUGGCGAGGGAUUCCUUGGAGUAUACUCAAUCACAUAUCUACAAAGUUUUAAGGAGAUACCAAGAUUACAUCAACAUUUGUUAAAGGUUAAGGACUUGGACUAUGUACCGUUUAUAUUGCUCGGCAACAAGUGCGAUUUGAAGGACUUCCGCGAGGUGUCCACGGCCGACGGCGAGGAGUUGUCCAAGAAGCUGAACUGCAAGUUCUUGGAGACGAGUGCAAAGGAGCGAAUCAAUGUCGAUGAGGCAUUCCACGAGUUGGUCAAAGAGGUGAAGCGUGCGCGUGAGAAGCAACCGCAUGGCCACUCGGCAGAGUCCACAGACACUCCACACAAGAAGAAGAAGAGCAGCUCAAUACUGAAGUGUGUACUACUAUAUUACAACAACUCACCAGCGGCGAUGACAGCGCACGCUACAUGA
Messenger RNA from Acytostelium subglobosum LB1, 642 nucleotides. RefSeq lists its product as hypothetical. Gene Ontology annotation, molecular function: GDP binding; GTPase activity; GTP binding. Gene Ontology annotation, biological process: Ras protein signal transduction. The transcript has 3 exons. Lineage: Eukaryota; Evosea; Eumycetozoa; Acytosteliales; Acytosteliaceae. Gene Ontology annotation, cellular component: plasma membrane. The coding region runs from base 1 to 642 and encodes 213 amino acids. The record is from RefSeq and is a predicted model, not a curated record.